Photinus pyralis (common eastern firefly) is the source of this 3900-nucleotide messenger RNA. It is a transcript of the gene SMC1, whose product is annotated as structural maintenance of chromosomes protein 1A. Gene Ontology annotation, cellular component: chromosome; nucleus; cohesin complex. The record is from RefSeq and is a predicted model, not a curated record. Gene Ontology annotation, biological process: sister chromatid cohesion. Bases 114 to 3788 code for a protein of 1224 amino acids. Gene Ontology annotation, molecular function: ATP binding; protein binding; DNA binding. The transcript is spliced from 15 exons. NCBI's taxonomy places the organism in Eukaryota, Metazoa, Arthropoda, Insecta, Coleoptera, Lampyridae.
AUGUUGGUAUCAGAGACACUCUCUCCAUGUCUCUGGUUGGUAUACAGAAAUGUACACAAGCUUUCUUCAAAUAAAAUUAUUAGAUAUUUAAGUUAAAAGAAAUAACAAACAAGAUGCCCCCUCGCUUAAAACACAUCGAGGUUGAAAACUUCAAAUCGUAUCGAGGCCGACGCGUUAUCGGACCCCUUCAACCUUUCAACGCCGUCAUCGGCCCCAAUGGCUCAGGCAAAUCAAAUUUUAUGGACGCCAUCAGUUUCGUUAUGGGGGAACGCACACAGAGCCUCCGCGUGAGACGACUGGGCGACUUAAUUCACGGGGCGGCGAUUAACCGGCCGGUUUCACGAAGCGCGUCGGUUACUGCAGUUUUCAUUUUGGACGAGGACGAAGGUAAAGAGAUCAGUUUUCAGCGUUCGGUCCAAGGAUCUUCCUCCGAGUAUCGUAUUAACAACAACGUCGUCUCGAACCAAGAGUACCUCGGCGAGCUUGAAAAGUUACGCAUAAACGUUAAGGCGAAAAACUUCCUGGUGUUUCAAGGCGCUGUCGAGUCGGUCGCGAUGAAAAAUCCCAAGGAAAUGACCGCACUGUUCGAGGAGAUCAGCGGUUCGGGGGCGUUGCGCGAGGAGUAUGAACGGCUCAAGGUGCAGAUGCAAAAGGCGCAGGAGGAUAUUAACUUCGCCUAUCAGAAGAAGAAAGGUAUUAAUGCCGAGCGUAAAGAGGCACGGUUGGAGAAGGAGGAGGCUGAUAAGUACGCACGAUUGAAGGAGGAUCUCAACGACAAGCUCGUCGAGCAUCAGCUGUUUCGGUUGUUUCACAACGAGCGCGAGAUGAAAAAUCUAGAGGGCGAUCUCAAAUCGAAACACAGGGAGGUGGACAAGAUCGAACGAAAGAAGGAGAAAGCCGAGGAGGUGCUCAAGGAGAAGAAAAAGGAACAGGGGAAGCACAGCCGCGAGCUGGCCAAGAUAGAGCAGGACAUUCGCGAAGUGGAAGUGGAGAUAUCAAAGAAGCGGCCGCAGUUUAUUAAGGCGAAGGAGCGGGUAUCUCACAUGCAGAAGAAGCUCGAUGGGGCCGUUAAGACGCUCGAGCAGGCACGUAAGGCGAACGAGGCUCAUAAUAACGACAUAAGCAAACUCGAGGAGGAGUUGGCGGAGGUUGAACGUUCGAAGGACGAAUACGAGGUGACCAUCGCCGGCGAGUCGCAGAGUCAGGGACGUGACGUUCACCUCGAGGACGAGCAGGUGCGCGAGUAUCAUCACUUAAAGGAGGAGGCGGCGAAAAGGUCUGCGAGGUAUAUGCAGGAUUUGGAUUCGGUGAACAGAGAGCAAAAAUCCGAUCAGGAUCGGUUGGAUAACGUUUAUCGCUUGCGAACCGAGUCGGAAAAUAAGCACCAACAGAAGGGGCAUGAAAAGGAGGAAAUGGAGAAGCGCAUUGAGAAAUUAGCGGAGCAUAUUCGCACAAGUGAACAAGCGUUGCUGGAACAGCAGCGCCUGCGGGAAGAUCUGCAAUCCGACGUCGGUUCCUCAAAGUAUCGCGUGCAGGAGGUACAGAAGCAACUCGACGACGUACUCGAGCAGUUGGGGGACGCCCGUACGGAUAAGCACGAGGACGCGCGCCGUAAAAAGAAGCAGGAGAUCGUCGAGCGUUUCAAGAGUAAUUAUCCCGGAGUGUACGACAGAAUGAUAAACAUGUGCCAACCGUCUCACAAACGUUACAAUGUGGCGAUUACCAAAGUGUUGGGUAAGUACAUGGAGGCGAUCGUCGUCGAUACCGAACAUACUGGGCGUCAGUGCAUCAAGUAUUUAAAAGAGCAAAUGCUCGAGCCCGAAACGUUUCUACCGUUAGAUUAUUUACAAGCUAAACCGUUAAAAGAUCGAUUGCGGAAUAUAACAGAGCCAAAAGGCGUCAAGCUUUUAUAUGAUGUACUUUACUUUGAGCCCCAAGCGAUAUCUCGAGCGGUUAUGUUCGCGACCAAUAACGCUUUGGUAUGCGAAACUCCCGAAGACGCCAUGAAAGUUGCAUACGAGCUCGGCGGUCGCUACGAUGCCGUCGCGUUAGAUGGGACGUUUUAUCAGAAAUCGGGUAUUAUUUCUGGCGGUAGUUUAGAUCUGGCAAGGAAGGCUAAACGUUGGGACGAGAAGCACAUGUCACAACUGAAAGCUCAAAAGGAGAAACUCACCGAGGAGUUACGUGAGGCGAUGAAGAAGUCGCGGAAGGAGUCCGAGUUAAAUACGGUCGACUCGCAAAUACGCGGGCUGGAGACGAGAUUACGUUACGCUAAGACGGACAUGGAAAGCACUACAAAGCAAAUUAAGGUCGUCGAUGCCGAGUUGAGUCGCCUUUCAAAAGAGAUGAAUGAAUUUGGUCCGAACAUUACCGAAAUAGAACGAAGCAUGCAGACUCGCGAACAGCAAAUCGAGGAGAUCAAGCUGAAGAUGAACAGCGUCGAGGACGUCGUGUUUUCGCAGUUCUGCCAAGAGAUCGGCGUCCGCAAUAUUCGCCAGUACGAGGACCGAGAGCUUCGCGCGCAGGAGGAGCGGAAGCAGAAGCGUCUCGAGUUUCAGAAGCAGAUCAAUCGCAUCUCGAGCAAUUUGGAGUUCGAGCGCAGCCGCGACACGCAGAGCAACGUGAGCCGAUGGGAGAGGACCGUCAAUGACGAGGAGGAGAAGCUCGAGUCGUGCAAGAAGCAGGAGGUGAAGCAGCGCGAGGAGAUCGACAAGGAUUUGCGUCAGGUGGAGCAGCUGAAGGCGGAACGGCUGACGAAGAAGAAGGAGUGCGACGCCAUGGAGGACGAGGUCGGAAAGACGCGUCGCGAGGUGGGGGCGAUCGCCAAAGAUAUACAGGGCGCACAAAAGCAGGUCGUCUCACUCGAAGGAAAGAUUGAGAGCAAGAAAAACGAGAGGCACAAUAUUUUAAUGCAGUGCAAGAUGGAUGAUGUUGCAAUUCCCAUGAUUGCGGGCAAUAUGGAGGAUAUCGUUCAGCAAGAUCCUUCGCAAUCCUCCUCCUCCACCGAGACUAACAGCACCAGUCAACAAUUCGAAAGGGAAGCAAGAAUCCAAAUCGAUUAUAAUCUACUGUCUGACAACUUAAAAGACCUAGAAGAAAAAGACGAAAUUAAGAAAAUGGCGGACAAACUAAACAACUCGAUUAAAAGCUUACAGGAUACCUUAACGAAAAUACAAGCUCCUAACAUGAGGGCCCUACAAAAACUGGAGCAAGCUCAAGGUAAGCUGCAGUCGACAAACGAAGAAUUCGAGUCGCUACGUAAGCAGAACAAGAAAGCGAAGCAAGCGUUCGAGCGUAUCAAGCAACAGCGAUACGAUCUGUUUACAAAGUGCUUCGAUCACGUAUCCAACGACAUCGACGCCAUCUACAAAUCCUUGGCGCAAAACAACUCGGCGCAGGCGUUCUUGGGCGCCGAAAAUCCGGAGGAGCCUUACCUGGACGGUAUCAACUACAACUGCGUCGCGCCGGGCAAACGUUUUCAGCCGAUGUCGAAUCUGUCGGGCGGGGAAAAGACAGUGGCGGCGCUGGCGCUACUUUUCGCCAUUCACAGCUACCAACCUGCGCCGUUUUUCGUACUGGACGAGGUCGACGCCGCCCUCGAUAAUACAAACAUCGGUAAAGUCGCCAAGUAUAUCAGGGAGAAGACCGAAUCCUUGCAGACUAUAGUGAUAUCGCUUAAGGAGGAGUUUUACUCGCACGCCGAUGCUUUGAUCGGAAUCUGCCCAACUCCAGCGGAAUGUCUCGUUAGCCAGGUUCUAACUGUGGAUUUAACUAAGUAUCCCCACUAAGGCCAGCCGUAUAGUAUGACAUCUAUUAGAUUUUAGGAAAACUAUUUGUAUUCUGUUAAGAGAUUUUGUGUUCUUUUGUUCCUUCAAUUAAAUUUAUACUUUCACUUUGUCA